Messenger RNA from Andrographis paniculata, 955 nucleotides. RefSeq names its product ras-related protein RABA2a-like. NCBI's taxonomy places the organism in Eukaryota, Viridiplantae, Streptophyta, Magnoliopsida, Lamiales, Acanthaceae. The transcript has 3 exons. The record is from RefSeq and is a predicted model, not a curated record. Gene Ontology annotation, cellular component: endosome. The coding region runs from base 127 to 771 and encodes 214 amino acids. Gene Ontology annotation, molecular function: GTP binding; GTPase activity.
AAUAGAAAUACGAAGCCGAAGCCGAAGCCGAAGCCGAAGGGAAGGGAAGGAAAGGGGAAAACUGAACCUGAAACUGAGAGACUCAUCACUGAAGGCGGUGCUGCUGCUGCUUGCUUCAUUGAUUUGAUGGCGAGGAGACUCGAUGAGGACUACGAUUACCUAUUCAAGAUCGUCUUGAUCGGAGAUUCCGGCGUCGGCAAGUCCAACUUGCUCUCCCGCUUCACGCGCAACGAGUUCUGUUUGGAAUCCAAAUCCACCAUCGGCGUCGAGUUCGCCACUCGUACUCUUCAGGUCGAUGGGAAAACAAUAAAAGCUCAGAUAUGGGACACGGCGGGGCAAGAGAGAUACCGCGCAAUAACAAGCGCAUACUACCGCGGCGCGCUCGGAGCAAUUCUUGUGUACGACGUUACAAAGCCAAUCACAUUCGAGAACGUGAGCCGGUGGUUGAAGGAGCUGAGGGAUCACGCGGACGCCAACAUCGUUAUAAUGCUGAUCGGAAACAAGACCGAUCUGAAACACCUCAGAGCAGUGUCGACCGAGGACGCUCAAGGCUAUGCUGAAAGGGAGGGGCUCUCGUACAUCGAAACGUCCGCCCUCGACGCCACCAACGUCGAGAGCGCUUUCCACCUCAUCCUUUCGGAGAUUCACAGGAUCAUCAGCAAGAAGUCGCUUCCCUCGAGCGAAUCUGCGACGAGCGUCAAAGAAGGGACGACCCUCGUCGUCGGGCCUCAAGACGGCGCCGGAAAGAGGGCUUGCUGCUCUGGUUCCUGAUUCUCAGGAAAUUAAGGGAUUACAUUUGCAUAGGAACCAGAGUAUCCAAAACUUCAUUUUACUAUCAAAUUGGGGAUUAAUAUGGGUAAGUGUCUCUGGAUUGGAUUUGAAUUUUGAAUUUAAAUAAUAAUAAUAAUAAAAAAAAAAAAAGAAUUGAAAUAAUACUUUUUUUAAUAUUUUAAAA